Molecule: messenger RNA, 288 nt
Organism: Oppiella nova
Lineage: Eukaryota; Metazoa; Arthropoda; Arachnida; Sarcoptiformes; Oppiidae
Source: the annotation of a GenBank genome assembly
AUGAGUGAUUUAUCGACUGCUGUGAAAGACGCGGGCCUUCACUUCGGUGUUUAUCACUCGCUAUUUGAAUGGUUUAAUCCGUAUUAUCUAAAGGACCAGGCUAACAAUUUUACCACUAAUGACUUCACCAAAAUAAAAACUCGUCCAGAAUUGGAGGAAUUGGUGAAUACAUACAAACCGGACCUCAUUUGGUCUGAUGGUAAUGCUGGACCCGCUCAAUAUUGGGAAAGUCAACAAUUCAUUCUGAAUUCAUCAAAAAUCAUUUUCGGUGCCAUUAAACUUCAAUAA